Messenger RNA from Heterobilharzia americana, 2455 nucleotides. Lineage: Eukaryota; Metazoa; Platyhelminthes; Trematoda; Strigeidida; Schistosomatidae. The record is from the annotation of a GenBank genome assembly.
GAUAUGUCUCAGUCUACGAACAGUACGCACUACUGAUUAAUUCAUUUUUCAUUCAAGUCAGUUGUUCACUUGUUUUUCAUAAGGACAGUAUAAUUUGUAUGACUGCAAGGUAUAAUACCUAAAAUAUUAUCCAUGUAGAUUUUAUGUAUCUUACAAUUUAAUACACAACCUAAUUAAACGAUAAUUAUAAUAAUAAAAUACAUUGGAAUACGAAAUAAUAUGACAUUUAACCUGACAUGUUUCAAUGCUGAAACUGACUUUACAUGUGAAGGUAUUUUAAUGUACAGAUUUAGAGCUUAUGUAACACCAUUAAUUGCAAUUUUCGGUACAACUGGAAAUGUACUAGUACUGAUCACAUUUAUUAUUAUGCAGUUAAAAUCUCCGUGUCGAUUCAAUUCAUAUAUAAUCGGGAUUACAAUAGCACAUAUAAUGGAGUUAAUAUUCAAUGCAUUUUUAGAUGAUUUUCUUGGCAGAGGAUUAGCAUGGCUGAGUGCAUGCAAUAUAAUUGUUAAAUUAGACACUUAUUCACAAAUAUCAUGCAAAUUUUUUCGAUACAUUCCAGAGGUUUCAGCGUUAAUUUCAACAAAUGUACUUGUAUUAUUUAGCUUUGAUCGUAUACUGACUGUUUAUCAUCCAAUUAAAUUUCGUGGUGAUCGCCAUCUUAGACCUGUUCAUCUUGGUAUAAUAAGUAUUUAUAUAAUUGCAAAUAUUUUAUACCUACCAACUGCUAUCAAUUCUGAUCUUGUUACAAGUGAAGAGAAUCAUACAAUCUGCCAAUUUGUUGAUCCAUUACAAUUCAGUGUACAAUAUAAUUUGUACCUAUCGAAUAUAGGAGCGACAAUUAUACCAACACUUGUAGCUAUUAUAAGUACUAUAAUUAUUAUCAUUAAAUUACAUAACAUAUUCAAAGAACGAGAUCGUAUGUGUCAACAUGGAGAUCGUAAUGCCAAUGAAUUACGUCGGAUAUCUGGACACUUAGCAAUGACAACAAUGUUUUUUAUACUAAAUAUACCAUUAAUAACUGUUGUGUUAUUAAGACAACAUUCGGAUUACAGCAAUUAUGGUCAAUUGCAUCCUAAGUAUGCAAGUAGAUUGAAACAUCUCUCAAAGUUAUUCAGUUCACUGAAAUCUUUGAACUCUGCUAUAGAAUUUCCAACAUUUUUCGUAUUUCUACCAUCAUUUCGUUCACAUUUAUAUGGCCUAUUUUGUGGAAGACAUAAACCUCAUAUGAAAGACGUUUUUGGCCUACAGCGUAUGCGUAUAUCAAUAAAACAUGCUUUAGGACAUGAAAAAAUGAAGUCAGGGAUAAAGUCGAAGAAUGACAAAUACAAAUCAAACAUUAAGUCAACAAUAGCUGUGACGAAAUGAAGGGGAGAUUUAUAGGUCAUAAACAUUUAUCAAAGAUUUAACAUUCUCAGGAUAAUAUCAUGAACUAAUUACUGGUUGAUAUUGGGAAACACUAGCACAGUAGAUGAUGAUGACCUCGACCGUAUAAAGGGUAAACUAACUGUUAAGUUUCUGUAUUAAAGUUUAUACGUAUGCCAUGUGAUUUUUAUAGCCAAUGCUAUUGUAAAUUAUAGUUGUUUGUUGUGUGAAGAUUACAUUUUCCGUCAUUUAGUUUUUUUUAUUUUCCGCAAAAUUCUAUGCGAAGUUCUUUCUAAUUUGCCGUUGAAUGAUGAAGCCAACAAUCAGUUGAAUAGUCAACUUGUAAGACAAUCAACUUGACCUACUGACCUAUUGUACAUUCUCUUUUCAGCUUUAUGGUGAAGAAUAACAACCACAUAUUUGUGUUAACCUAUUCAGCAUACUGUGUUUGAUGAAAUGAUUGUAUUUGAUUAAAGAAAAACUCCUGGUGUUGAAACUUCAUCAACUAAUUACUCUUCAAUUUAGCAAAAUGCCAACCGCUGAUAGUACAUAGUAGCAUUUUACAAACGACUGGCUAAGUAGAAAUGGUGCUAAGAUGUGUUUAGAUUGAAUAUAUACUGGAAACAAAAUUCAACAAAUGAUAGUUUAUUCUCAUGUGCUGCAUCAUAUAAAAUAACGGAAUGCUAAAUAAACGCUACCAUUAUCCAAUUUCUAUUCUCACGGAAGUACUUAUCAUGGACUGACAUCAGUUGGAGAACCAUUGAAAACCUAUAGUGCUGGAUAGCCGGGACUUUAUAGGAGUGGAAACAUACUACCCCAACGGGGCUCAAACCGGGCACCAUCAGAUUUUGCAUUAUUUCCGGACUGAUGCUAGUCCCUGAUGAAUGCUUGCUUACAAUUAUUUAAUUCUCACAGAUCUCUGAGCUGAAUUUCUUUUUAUGUUAACAGAAAUAAAAAAGAAAAACAAUCACUCGUUUCUAUAUUGUUCAGUUAUUUCUUAAAACAGAAAUAAAACUAACCAGUCAUUUACUAGAAUUAUUACUUCUUUUGACGAAACGUUUCCGAAUGAUAUUGGUCUUAUGAAAUGCGA